Molecule: messenger RNA, 618 nt
Organism: Trichoderma harzianum CBS 226.95
Lineage: Eukaryota; Fungi; Ascomycota; Sordariomycetes; Hypocreales; Hypocreaceae
Exons: 3
Coding region: 1-618 (205 amino acids)
Biological process (GO): monoatomic ion transport; intracellular water homeostasis
Molecular function (GO): mechanosensitive monoatomic ion channel activity
Source: RefSeq, a predicted model, not a curated record
AUGAGCUCCAAACGCCCAGAUGCCUCCUCUUCCUCCCACGACAUUGAGAUCGGUGGUCCCAGCGAGACGGAUUCUCUGCUCGACAGGGGCCGUACACGAGUGACGCGCUUCUUUCACGGCUUCGUAGACUUUGCAUUUCAGGGAAACAUUUUGCAGAUUGCGUUUGGUUUAAUCCUCGCCGCUGCUUUCACAGACCUCGUCAAAUCCUUCGUCAGCGCAAUCCUCAUGCCCCCCAUCUCCGUCAUCCUCCCCAUCAACAAAAAUAUUGAAGAAAAGUUCGCCGUCCUCCGCCCCGGCCCCAAAUACAAUGCCUCCUCACCCGCCGGGGGCUACAACACACUCCACCAGGCGCAAGCCGACGGCGCCGUCGUCAUGGCCUACGGAUCUUUUAUCUACCAGAUGGUGUCGUUUACCUUGAUGGGCUUUUCGCUCUACGGGCUGGCACACGUGUAUACGCUUGUUUCGCAUGAUCCUAUUAUCAAGUAUUCCAAGAAAUGCCCAUAUUGUUUGAAGCGGAUUAAUAAAAAGUCUCGUCGAUGUAUCAACUGCAGCAGCUGGCUUGACGGCAGAGAAGACAUUGAUACCACGCCCCGAACCACGCAGCGCGACACUGACUAA